Labeo rohita (rohu) is the source of this 11006-nucleotide messenger RNA. RefSeq names its product neural-cadherin. Gene Ontology annotation, cellular component: plasma membrane; catenin complex. The record is from RefSeq and is a predicted model, not a curated record. Lineage: Eukaryota; Metazoa; Chordata; Actinopteri; Cypriniformes; Cyprinidae. The transcript is spliced from 33 exons. The coding region runs from base 181 to 8889 and encodes 2902 amino acids. Gene Ontology annotation, biological process: homophilic cell-cell adhesion. Gene Ontology annotation, molecular function: cadherin binding; calcium ion binding.
UGCUCUCUGAAACUCCGCGAGCUCAAGCGCGCGCCCGAGCAGAUCGCUGCUGAAGCGCGAGGCGACGGGAGGAAAGUUGUGCUGCUCAGACUCUGGAGGAUCACCAUCCAACGAACGAGGAGUGCAUUCACGCACCAUGUUCUGCAAUUCGAACACUGUCGCUUGAGAAAACUUACAACCAUGUUUUGGACUAUUCUGUUGCCAUGUUGUGUGACUUUUGUGUUGGGAAAUAAGACGGACGAACGAAUACCUUUCUUUCACGGGCAUGUGUUUGAAAACUCUCCACCUGGCUCAAAAGUGAACGGACUGAGUAUCCCGGUGAAGCGCAUCGACCCGCAGAGAUGGUGCUCCAAGUCCGGGAUGCACCUGAAACUCCUGGGUGACAGGAGUGAAGAUUUUCACGUCUUCGCCCACCACAAGCGAGGACACAUCUUGCUGAAAACCUCUAACGUUCUCGAUCGAGAGGAGCGCGCUGAAUAUCUCCUCAGCCUUGCGCUCUGCUGUCAGAGCUGCGCUUCAGCCGUGCGCGUCGUGGCCGAAGUUGCUUCAAUUAAAGUGGACGUGCUCGACACGAACGACCACGAGCCCACUUUCCAACAUGCAGACGUCAAAAUAACUUUGGACGACGCCACGGCCCUGAGGUCGGUGGUGUACACGGUGAAAGCGGAGGACAUUGACAGCGGCAAAAACGCCGAGCUCAUAUACUACGCGCUGCCGAGAAACGGCAGUUUCUAUGUGGUGCCCAAAACCGGCGACAUCCUCCUCGUGGACUCGAUUCUCGGUUACGCGCAGCCCAUAAAGUUCAGCGUGUUUGCCCGAGACCACGGCUGGCCAGCUCGGACCAGUCAGAAUAUGGAUAUAGAGAUCAGUCCGCGCCAAUGGCCAGCCCUUCCUCAGCUCGAUAACGGACUCUCGAGAAAGUCCCGCUCCGUGCCAGAGCCGGUGCUUAUCACCGUGUCCGAAGACGCGAGCAUCGGCUCAGUCAUAAUGAAUCUGCACCCGGUGAGGUUUCAGUCCGCCAGUUUUGAGCUGAUUCACCCGGACGCGGAUAACUCUCCCGUCACCGUGAGUCGGGACAGCGGAGAUUUGGUUAUAUCAAGGCGGCUCGACCGAGAGACGCAGCCGCUAGUGGAGAUAACUGUAAAAGUACAAGAUAAGCGAGGUCCAGAUUGGUAUACAGUGAGAGUGGAUCUGACGGUGAUGGAUGUCAAUGACAAUGCCCCAGAAUGGACGAUGGUCCCUUUCCCCUACUUGAGUGUGGUCUCUGCUACUGCUCCACCAAACACACUAGUCUACAAGCUUCAAGCCAGAGAUGGUGAUGAGGGUGUCAAUGGAGAGGUGGAAUACUUCCUGUCUGAUGGAGGAGACGGGAGAUUUGAGGUGGACAGAAAAAACGGUCACGUGCGGACAACAGGCCUCCCCCUGCAGAGAGACAGAGAAUACCUGCUCACAGUAGUGGCUGCUGAUCGACAGGGCAGCCGCAGUCCUCCCGCCGUAGUGUCCAUCAUCGCAGGCCCAAGAGCUCCUCAAUUCACCAAUGUGUCUUAUACAAUUUCCAUACCAGAAAACACACCAGAAGGACAAACCUUUCUGGUCACUCCAGCAGUGUCCUUCCAAAAACAGCCAGUAACUUACAGCCUGCUCAUCAAUCCCAGCAGUCUUUUCAGCAUCCAGCCAGAGACGGGGGAGAUCAGUCUGACCCGUACUAUAGACUAUGAGAGCGACCAGCACCGCUACCUGCUGCUGGUACGGGCCAGUGAGAAUCAGGACAGUCUCAGUAGUGCUGCUGAGGUGCGAGUGAUCAUCACAGAUGAGAAUGACUGUGUUCCAGAAUUCCAGCAGUCCAUUUAUAGCAAAGACGGCGUCCCUGAGACAGUCACGACUGCAACGUCACUUCUCCAGGUAUCAGCCAGCGAUUGUGAUUCGGAGCAGAACGCAGAGAUCACAUACUACACGCUUAGUCCGAAUUUCAUCAUUUCAGCCCAUGGCACCAUAUUCCCGGCAGGCCCUCUGGAUUAUGAGCGGCCCAACCACCUGUAUGAAUUCGUAGUAAUGGCGGUGGACAAGGGCGAGGUGCCCCGCACUGGUACGGCCACCGUGCGUCUUCGUAUGGCCAACGUCAACGAUGAGCCUCCGGAGUUUUCGCAGCCUGUGUAUCGGACCUUUGUCUCUGAAGAUGCAGGGCCCAACACUCUGGUUGCAACAGUGCUAGCCAAGGACCCGGAUGGAGAUGGGAUCACAUACAAAAUUACAGCAGGCAACGAGGAGGGCAACUUUGUCAUCGACAGCCAGAAAGGAUUGAUCCGUCUCCGCUCCAGCCCGUCUCCAAGACUUCAGGGAGUAAAGUACAUCCUGAACAUAACGGCAACAGAUGAUAACGCCUCCGGUGGGCCGCAGUCACUCUCAGCCAUUGCCCAGGUCACUGUAGGAGUUGAUGAUGUGAACAACAACAAACCUGUGUUUGAAAAGUGUGCUGAGUAUAAAGAGAAGGCAUCAGUUCUGGAAAAUAAGCCAGCAGGAACAUUUGUGCUGCAGGUCCAUGCAGAUGAUGCUGAUGAAGGAGCCAAUGGAAAAGUCACAUAUGGUUUUAUGCAUAAAGACAGCACUGUUCCUGCUUUCAGCAUUGAUCCAGAAACAGGUGUUAUUGUAACUGCUAUGACGUUUGAUCGGGAGAGGCAGAGAGAGUAUGCAGUAACAGUGACAGCCACAGACCAAGCGGCGGACCCCCUCAUAGGCAUCUGCCAACUCAACAUCCUCAUCCUCGACGAGAAUGACAACAGUCCCAAAUUUGAGAACUUGCGCUACGAAUACUUCUUACGUGAGGACACCAUGAUCGGGACCAGUUUUCUACGAGUGGCUGCACAUGAUGAUGAUUACAGCACUAACGCGGCCAUCACGUACUCCAUGUCCGAGGAGCAGCCCGAGUAUCUGCGAGUGAAUCCGCUCACUGGCUGGAUCUACGUAAACCAGCCAAUCUCACAGAGGACCUACAUCAGCAGGCAGAUCAUUGCUACAGAUGGAGGGAAUCGGAGCAGUUCAGUCGAGCUGGCAGUUACCAUCACGAACGUGAAGAACCAGCCUCCACAGUGGGAGAAGGACAAAUAUGAGGUCAUCAUACCUGAAAACACUGUCAGAGACACUCCAGUUGUGACUAUCAAGGCCACUUCUCCACUGGGCGACCCGAGGGUGACUUAUAACUUGGAGGAUGGAUUGGUGCCAGAAAGCAACAUGCCUGUUCGAUUCUACCUAACUCCGAAUCGUGAAGAUGGCUCUGCCUCUAUACUUGUCGCAGAGCCCCUGGACUAUGAGACCACCCGCAACUUCAUGCUUAGGGUUCGAGCUCAAAACGUGGCUCCUGUUCCCCUGGCUGCCUUCACUACUGUUCACAUAAACAUCACAGAUGUCAAUGACAACGUUCCAUUCUUCACCUCCUCCAUAUACGAGGCAUCUGUGACUGAAGGGGUGGAAAUUGGGACUCUAGUUCUCCAAGUGUCAGCUAAUGAUCUUGACCUGGGACUGAAUGGGAAGAUCUCAUACUCUCUACUGAAUGACCGUAGUGGAGACUAUCAGUACUUCCGCAUUGAUCCAGAGCUGGGCACCAUCUACACAGAGGCUGUGUUUGAUCGAGAGACCAAGGGAUCCUAUCUUUUGGAAGUGAAGUCAGUUGAUGGCUGGGAAUCAGCCAGACCAGGGAAGCAUGGACAGCCCAACUCAGAUACGGCGUAUGUGCGUAUUUUCAUCAGCGACGUGAAUGAUAACAAGCCGGUGUUUGCACAGUCGGUUUAUGAAGUCGACGUGGAUGAGGAUGCUGACGUAGGCUCCACCAUCCUCACAGUCAGCGCUAAUGAUGAAGAUGAAGGUGCUAAUGCCAAGUUGCGCUACCAAAUUACAUCAGGCAACGUGGGAGGUGUUUUUGACAUGGAGCCCGAGGUAGGAACCAUCUUCAUCGCCCAGCCGCUGGAUUACGAACAGAACAAGCUCUAUAAGUUGCACGUCUUGGCGUCUGAUGGGAAGUGGGAAGAUUACGCUACUGUAAUAGUCACCAUUGUCAAUAAGAACGAUGAGGCACCUGUGUUCUCUGUGAACGAGUACUACGGCAGCGUGACAGAGGAGCUGGACGGUUCUCCUGUCUUUGUGUUGCAGGUAACAGCAUCUGACCCAGAUAAGGAUGCUGACCAGGAGGCUUUGAGAUAUUCCCUUCAUGGUCAAGGUGCUGAGAGCGAGUUCAUCAUUGACGAGGUGACAGGGAAGAUUUAUGCCCAAAGAACAUUAGACCGUGAGGCCCGGGCAGUGUGGCGAUUUGUGGUCCUGGCAACGGAUGAGGGCGGCGAGGGAUUAACAGGAUUCACCGACGUCAUUAUCAACGUGUGGGACAUAAACGACAACGCUCCUAUUUUCGCUUGUGCCCCGGACAGUUGCCAUGGUGACGUAGCCGAGAACUCCCCGUCUGGCACUUCCGUUAUGGAGAUGACAGCUACUGAUCUGGAUGAUGCAGCUGUCGGACAAAACGCAGUGUUGGCCUAUAGGAUUGUGGGCAAUGCUGCCCUAAAUGGAGCUAACAGCGGAGCUGAUGUGUUCAGCAUCAAUCCCGCCACUGGGACGGUUUCAGUGGCAAUGUCUGGCUUGGACAGAGAGCAGACCGACUCGUACGUCUUGGUGGUUGAAGCACGAGAUGGCGGAGGUAUGAUAGGAACGGCCACCGCCACUAUACACGUGACUGACGUCAACGACCACGUCCCACGUUUCCUGGACCGCUCGUGCUCCAUACGCAUCCCUGAGAGCAGUGAGCCCAACACACCAGUCAUAGAGCUUUCUGCAGAGGAUGCGGACGCUGGAGAGAAUGGCCAGCUGACCUUCAGUGUUGUGGCUGGUGAUCCCGAACAGAAGUUUUACAUGGUAAGCCACCGGCAGGAGCAGCGCGGGACCCUUCGUCUCAAGAAGCAUCUGGAUUACGAAAGACCGGGCGAGCAGCGCUUCAACCUCACCAUCAAAGUGGAGGAUAUGCAGUACUCCAGCCUGCUUCACUGCACACUAGAAGUCGAAGACUGCAACGACCACGUGCCAGUCUUCAUCCCUCACUUUCUACAGCUUCCCGCCGUACGAGAGGAUGUCGUUCCAGGAACUAGCGUGGCGAGUGUGGCUGCCAGCGAUUUGGACUCGGGUUUGAAUCGUGAGAUCACUUACAGCAUUGCUCCAGAGUCGGAUCCAUACCAUCUGUUUUCUGUGGACCAGUCGGGGUUGGUCACUGUGGCUAGCGAGUUGGAUCGGGAAAAGGUCGCACAGCAUCACUUGGUUAUACUUGCGACGGACCACGGCACGCCGCCGUUGACUGGCACCGCUACUAUCCAGAUGGCUUUGCUGGAUGUCAACGACAACGGCCCUGAGUUUGAGGCUGCGUAUGCACCAAUAGUGUGGGAGAACGUUUUGGGCCCACAGGUUGUGCGGCUUAACCAGAGCUCCACGUUAUUGAGAGCCGUGGACCGGGAUUCAGAGGAGAAUGGCUCACCUUUUUCCUUCUCUGUGCCUCUGGAGUAUCGUUACAGCAAUGAUUUCCACCUGCAGGAUAAUGGGAAUGACACGGCCACCAUCACCGCACUGAGAGCCUUCGACAGAGAGAGACAGAAAGAGUUUCUACUACCUGUCAUCAUGACCGAUAGCGGCAGUCCACCGAAGACCGUCACGAACACGCUCACUAUCACCAUUGGCGAUGAGAAUGACCACGCCCACGUAGCGGGACAGAAGAAGGUGUUCAUCAACUGUCACAGAGGGAGAAUGCCAACCAAUGUGCUGGGGAAGGUUUAUUCACCAGAUCCAGAUGACUGGGAUAACAAGACGUAUGCCUUCGAGGGACAUGUUCCUAAUUAUUUUAUCCUGAACAAGCGGACAGGGUUCCUCAUCAUAAAGGAAAACGCCCCUCCUGGGAGUUACGACUUUCAGGUGCGUGUGUCAGAUGGGGUGUGGCCGGAUGCCGUCUCAAGCGUGAAGGUGAAUGUGAGAGAGCUACGGGACGACGCCAUCUACAACUCAGCCUCUCUGAGAUUAGCAGACAUCUCCGCCACAGAGUUCAUGGAACGUCGUGGCAAUCUGAAGAGCAGGUACGAGCUGCUGGGCGACUUCUUGUCAGACAUGCUGUCUGUGGGGGCAGACGACGUCAACAUUUUCAGUCUGGUGGAAGUGCGGCGUAGGACUCUGGAUGUGAGGUUCUCCAUUCACAGCACACCGUUCCUCAGGGCAGAGAGAGUCCAUGGAUACCUUGCCGCUCAUAAACAAAAACUCCAGUCUUUUCUUCAAGUCAACGUGACCCAGGUUCAUGUAGAUGAGUGUGUGGAUGCAGACUGUCGGGGAGGAGGGGGCUGCACCAGCCAUCUGAGCGUGACUGACAAGCCGGCGGUGGUCGACUCGGGCAGCAUGGCUCUGGUGUCAGUGACUGUGGAAGCCACAGCUGUCUGCAGCUGCUCGGCACGUGAACACCUCCACCAGAGCUGCUCCGUCUAUCCCAGAAACCCCUGCCACAACGGAGGAGUCUGUGUGGACACGCAGAGCGGAUACAGAUGCCAGUGCCCGGCUCAGUUUGAGGGACCCGAGUGCCAGCAGACAAAACACAGUUUCCAUGGCAACGGCUAUGCUUGGUUUCCCCCUAUAAGGCCAUGCUUCGAGAGCCACCUCUCACUGGAGUUCAUCACAGAGGUGGCAGAUGGCUUGCUGCUCUACAGCGGACCCCUCUCCCAGCUUCAGCCGUGGGAGCCAGAGGACUUCAUGGCCAUAGAACUGAUCGACGGCACCCCCACCCUGAAAAUUAACCACGGCUCGGGUACAUUGGUCCUGCAGUUGCCGGGCAACGUGAACGUGGCGGACAGACGGUGGCACAGACUGGACGUGAGGAGCAACAGCAAAGAGGUUCGUUUUACACUUGACCGCUGCGCAGGAGCCACUAUCAUGGAGAUGGAGGGAGUGGGCAGCUGGCUAACUACUGAAGACCACACUUCCUGUGAAGUCACUGGCAUCACACCGAAUAUGGACAAGCAUCUGAACGUGACACAAGUGCUUCAGCUCGGAGGAGUGAACGAGAACCUGCCUUACAUCUACCCACAACUACAACACAAGCACUUUACUGGUUGUAUCCGAAACCUCAUUGUGGACAGCAAGUUUUAUGACCUCGGUUCACCAGCUGACUCCUCUGGCAGUGCUCCGGGAUGUCUGAUGACGGACAAUAGCUGUGUGAACAUGGGCUUUCCUUCCUGCGGGACCCGGGGGCGCUGCCACGGAGAGUGGGGUUCCUUCAGCUGUCAGUGCAUACCUGGGUACAGCGGGCAUCAGUGUGAAAAGGAGGUCCCGGAGUAUUCUUUUGAUGGAAGGAGUCACAUACACUUUCAGCUGGCCUUCACGCUCCCGGCCAGACACACGCAGGUUCAGGUGCUGGUCCGGACGCGCAAACAUAGCAGCUCUAUCCUCAGCCUGCUGUCCAAAGAACAGAAUGAAUAUCUCAAACUGGAGAUCUAUCAGGGUCUGUUAAGUGUCUUCUACAACCUCGGUGAUGGGGACUUCAACUUGACAAUGCCCUCUUAUCGUUUAGACAACGGAGAGUGGCAUGAAGUUCACUUAGAUCGGCAUGACAACGAGUUGACCCUGCGCCUGGACGGCGGGGGAGGACGGCGAGAGGUCACGAGCUCACCUGGUCGUAGUCGGGAGAUUGUUAUUGAUCCUGCUGUGGUGAUGCUGGGCAACUCAUUCCCCUCAGGACACAACAAGAGCUUCCAAGGCUGUAUGCGGGACCUGAGACUCAAUGGACGGUUUAUCCCUCUGGACGGUCAGGCCAGAGACGGGGUGUCGGUGGUCAGUUCUCAGGGUGUGUCUCUAGGUUGUUCCUCUGACUCCUGCCGAAAAAACCAAUGUAGUCCCCCAUUCACCUGCGUGGACCUGUGGAGAAUUCACGAAUGCAGGUGUCCCCCAGGUCACAUGGUCAAGGCGAAUUCCACUGGCAAAUUCUGCGUAUACACACUCUGUGCCAGUCGCCCUUGUCACAGGGGCACUUGUGUUGCACAAUCUCCUUCCAAAUUCACAUGCCACUGUCCAGAGGGCUACCGUGGCCGGCACUGUGAGGUCACACUGGCCAUCUACAGAGAUGACGUGGGUCUCAGUUUCAGCUCCCUCUUCGCCAUAUGCAUCUGCUUUAUGGCUCUACUAGUGCUGCUGUUGGGGAUUUUCCUGUACACACGCUGGCGGAGCUAUAAGGGGCUGAAGGAGGGUGUAUAUCAUGUGUCUGCGCACCAUGACGGAUGGGAGGACAUCCGAGAGAAUGUGCUCAACUACGACGAGGAGGGCGGUGGGGAGGAGGAUCAGAACGCCUAUGACAUGGCAGAGCUCCAGAAGUCGCUCCAGCCCAGUCCGGCCCAGUCGGUGCAGUACAGCCGGUCGCGAGCCAUCCACCACCACCCUCCCUCCCAGCAGCAACAGCAACACUUUUGCCAGCCUGACCCCCCCUCCAGAGCAGGCACGGCCACCACCACCACCUCCUCCAUCUCCUCGGGAACAGCCACCAUUCGCAGGGACGUACCCCCCUGCCGCUCUCCGGCUCAAGGCCAGACUGCAAAUCCCAGCCGAGCGGCCCAGCUGGCCCGCAAGAGCUUGUCAUUCUCCAGCCAAGACUUGGCCCGCUACCUGUGUGAAAUUAUCCGUGACGCCGACCAGCACCCGGAGACGGCGCCCUUCGACUCUCUGCAGGUCUUCUCCACCGAGGGGGGCGGCUCGCUGGCCGGGUCACUGAGUUCCUUCAGCUCCGCUGGGCUGGAAGAGGGAACGGCGGCGGGUCACGAGUGCUUAAAAGAGUGGGGGCCACGCUUCGAGAAGCUGAAAGCCCUCUACGAGCGGGCCGAGGGCAGCGACCUCUAAGGAACUGCCGGGAAGAAUUCCUGCAGUGCGAGGAGAGGAGGGAGACCACUAAGGACUUGUCUAAAAACCAGAGGGAUUUUUCUUAUGCCGAAAAUUCCUAUGCUUUGGCUUUCUCUGGAUGUACUACUUCAUGCGAGACACUCCCUCCGCAUACGGAGGCGGGUUACAUUUGGGACUCUCAAUGAGCAGCAAAUGGGAAGUGCUAAUCCAGAACACAGCAAGUUGUGGUCACGGCAAUUUUUUCAAACCCAGAACGGGCAUCUUUAUUCAAAUGACUUGCGGAUGACAAUGAUUUUAGUGGAACCAUUUGUUGUCUUUGUGACCGGCACUGACGGAGCGUUUUGGACGUAUUCUAUAUGUCUGUAUGGUCUAUAUGUUCUUAAAUAAAAGAAAGACGGAGAGAAAAAUAAACUGCCAGACUCGGAUGCGACUAGGAAAGGGUUUAUCCUCUUCCUUCACUGGCCGCUUUCUGAAAUCAGUUCGCCGCUUGUUCUGUCAGGGUGGCCACUUGUGUUCAUCAAUCAUAACUUCAUAUUCGGAUACUGUUAUUUUUUUUCUAUUUGCUCAGUCCUCCGCUUAGAUUCUAUUCACCCGGAUGCGAGGACGAAAGAGGCAGUCUGCGGGAAAAAAAGACCAAUAAAAACUGAAGAUGUGUGAAAAACAUUGAGGAAAAUGAAACAGAAAGCAGCCUUAUUGUUUGGCAUUUUAGGAGACAUUCCUUGGGAAUACAAAUCGUGUCCUCUCUUUCUAGCCAAAAAGGAGCGAAGGAACGGCUGGAAUACAAAUGUGGCUGAGGGACAAGGCUGAGUGGCUGGCAUGAGAUGGAAGUUUUCUGUAGCUGAAAACUAUCGAAAAACUCUUGGCUCUCACGCUUUACUGAGCGGUAGCAAUCUGAGUCUGCCAAACUAAAGGAUAGCCAUUAAGACAAAUGAGCGAAUGUGUGUGUUGUUUCAUGCCAUCGACUCAAACGUGAUACUGAGCUCUGCUGGAGGAGCUUUCAAAGCACUGGAAUGAGCUUACCGUCCAGUUUGCUUCCUCCCGAAAGUAUCGUAUUAUUAACCAAACCAGCUUACCCGACCGAAGCGUCAUUCCCUGUUCUACUAUAAAUAACUCCUUGUAUCCCAUCACAUUAUUCGGCACCGCAGUGAAAGUAAUGGGCCUUGGCGCCAGGUGCAUUCGGGGAGUGGCAGGCCAGCGGUUUCAGACCCCGAGCACCUCCCAUGUAACAUGUUUAAUGGGCUUGUGAACGCAUGUGGCGAGGCUGCAUGGGGUGAAGGAAAAGCAAGGCAAGCUCGUGUGUGCAAAUGGAAUAACUAAACGUCCCCCCCGUGAGGCCUCAAAUGCCAACCUUGUAUUUUAUGCAUUUUAAGGCAAUGUUUUUUGCCCUCCUUUUAUCAUUUCAGUUAUUUAUUUAUUUAUAUUUUUUUCUGGAGAAUGCCGUAUGUGGAGCAUGACAGGCUGGCUGAGGAGAGUGCAGCGAGUAGGAGUGUGUUAAAAGACAUCAGAGUGCUAAUCCUAAUGUGAACUGAUCGCUCACUGUCAUGCUGUGAACCAAAGGAUCAUGGGAGUUGGAAAACUCGAUGGAGAAGUCGUCACUCUUAUUACGGAUCUCAAAAGUGCCAAUAUUUCCAAAGGCAGCAACAAGAGUAUAAAAAAGGUUUUCAAGCUGAAGCUAAGAAAUCUAGCUGGAAGUGCAAUGCUUGCUAUUUCAUAGAGUUAAAAAAGAGGCCAAUGGGAUUGGCGCAUAGAGUCAUCUUUGUAAGGGGACUGGGGAGAGUAUUCAUGAAUGAAGCUUGAUGGGCUCUGUCUUUAAAUCGCAGAAUUCCUUAUCUUACGAAACCAAUUCCUCUUCAAUUUUGAACCAAGGCCACCUGUUUAUUUGUGUGGUGAAUAUAUACAGUACUCUAUUUUGUGAAACAAUGUUUUUACCUCAUUUGUGCAUAUCAAAAGAGAAGUAAUUGCUUUUUAAAAAUAUAUAAAGGGAUCGAAUUCUGUUUAAAGCUUGUUUUUUUCAUGUAUUAUUUAAUCUUUCUUUAAGUUGGUAAAAGUAUCUUGACAUUUUGUAUUUGCAUCCUUUAAAUUGCUUUUUUCUUUCUCAAUAAAUGGAGUUCUUCUGU